This is a messenger RNA of Durusdinium trenchii, 453 nucleotides long. Lineage: Eukaryota; Dinophyceae; Suessiales; Symbiodiniaceae. The record is from the annotation of a GenBank genome assembly.
AUGAAAUUGGCGAGAAUUACCGUCCGAUUGGCAGAUGAAGACAGGUUUCAUCUCGAAGAUGGAGCAACCACAAUCAUGCUGAAAUUCCUUCCGCCGAAGUUGGCCAGCGAGACGUUGAUGGAGCUGGUCGACCAGGUGGCUCCGGGACGGUAUGACCUCUUUUACUAUCCACGCUCCAGGCACCGGCGAAAACGCAACAUCGACAUGUGCUUUAUCAACUUCGUCGAUCAUCCGAGCGCAGUUCUCGCCGGUGAACACUUGGCCAAGGAGUUGGAAAGCUCUUGGGUGGCUGUACGGCAAGCAGGAGUCCAAGGAUUCCUGCCGAACAUAGCUUACUACGUCACCAAGAGCCUUGGCAUUGUUGUUGGCCACAAGACACCAUGUUCACUUGCACGUGUUCGUUGGGUUUUGUUCAACAUAUCAUGUUUCCUCCAAGUCGAACUGUUGAAAUAG